UCGUCACUCGGUCUUUUGUCCAUCAAUCCCUCUCUUUCCCAUCGCCAGAUCACCUGGCCGGCCUUCUCCUGCAAUGGAUGCUACCAUGGCGUUCACCUCCGGAAGCCCUACCCCCACGCGCUUCUACUCUUCAGCUUUGCUAUCGUUGCGCACCCCCAAGAGCCUCUCUGUCUACGGCCCAUGGCGAUGGCGUGGGCGUGGGCGCCCCCUCCUCGCGCUCCGGCAUCGGUCCCAGGCCCAGGCCGCCGCAGCGGCGGCCGGGGCGGCCGAAGCCUCCCACCACGAUGUUGUAGUUGUGGGCGCUGGAAUCGUAGGGCUUGCCAUCGCGCGCCACCUCCUCCUCCACACUUCGCUCUCCGUUGCCAUCGCCGACGCUGCCGUCCCCUGCUCUGGUGCCACAGGCGCAGGUACUCUUCCUUCGGCGCCUGCGUUGAUGCUUCGGUGCUUCAGGCUUUAUGGAGUUGGAUGUAAUACAUCCUUUGGCGAGCCUCUGGCUUCGGGUUUCUACCUUGGGUGGGGUUCGUUGUGUGCAGGGCAGGGAUACAUAUGGAUGUCGCACCGGACGCCGGGGACUGACACGUGGGAGCUGGCGCUGCGGAGUAAGCAACUUUGGGAGGAGCUGGCGACCGAGGUUGACGGCCAGGGAGGCGGCGGAGCACGGGAGAAAUUGGGGUGGAUGAGGACAGGAAGCUUGCUAGUUGGGAGAAGUUCGGAAGAGCUGGGCACAUUGGACGAAAGGACCAAGGCUCUGUCUCAGGCAGGCAUACAUGCGGAAUUCUUGUCAGCAUCUUCAUUACAUGCAUUAGAACCGGCACUCAGUGUAGGGAAAGAUGGCGGUGCUAUGUUCUUGCCGCAAGACUGUCAGAUUGAUGCAUUCCAGGCUGUCUCUUUGAUUGAGAAGACCAAUAACUCGUAUUCCUCAGAAGGAAGGUAUAGGGAGUUCUAUAAUGAUCCUGCCAUGUCAUUAAUAAGAUCGGACGUUACUGGAAAAGUUGAAGCUGUCCAAACUUCCAGAAACAUAUUGUAUGGCAGAAAAGCUUUUGUAAUUGCUUCUGGUGCCUGGACUCGAUCCUUAUUGCAUAGUUUCGUAGAACCAGCUUUGACGUUGGAUAUUCCUGUCAAGCCACGAAAGGGUCAUCUUCUUGUGUUGGAGAAAUUCGACAAGGUUAAGUUAAAUCAUGCCCUAAUGGAGGUUGGAUAUGUUGACCAUCAGAUUACAAAGUCAAAUAGCACACACAUAGCUUCAGAAUCUAGUGAAGAUGAGCUUGGUGCUUUAUCAGUAUCAAUGACUGCAACCUUAGAUACAAAGGGAAAUUUAGUUCUAGGAAGCAGCCGGGAGUUCAAAGGUUUUUCGAGGGAGGUUGAUAGAUCCGUUGUUCAGUGUAUAUGGGAACGUGCAGGAGAGUUUUUUCCUGCAAUGAAGAAUGUUUCUUUUGAUAUUGAUCAGAAUACUCAAAUCAGAAUAGGGCAUCGUCCAUACAUGCCUGAUGGAAAGCCAGUUAUUGACUUUAUUCCUAAUCUCUCAAAUAUUUUGAUUGCAACUGGACACGAAGGAAGUGGACUUACUUUGGCACUAGGCACUGCUGAAAUGGUCACUGAUAUGAUUCUUGGGAAUCCUGGAAAAGUGAGCUACUCACCUUUUUCCAUCAAACGCAGAUUUUCAGGAUGAUCGUUUAUCCGGAAACCCUCCUUCAGCUCUUCAAGUGACAAACUACCGUCCUUGUUUUUGUCCAUUGUAUGGAACAUCUCUUUGAAUUUGCCAAUCUCUUCCAUCGGUAAAUUCAUGGCGACGACCUGCAUUAAUCAUUGGCAAAAAAAAAAAGAGAGAGAUCAGUCGGCCUGUCGCUUGAAGGAAUUAAGGGUAGUAACAGCGAGUUAUCUGCAACUUACUCCAAGUGCCUUCUUCUUAAGCUUGUUCAUAGACGACAACUGCUUCAGCCUCGACCGAACAACCUCUCCGAGUGACACAUUUGAAGCCUUAUCAGCAUUCUUGAGCCAAGGGUGCUCUGUUUUUUUCCACGAUAAAGUGCUUAUGGUUAAAUACGCAGCAUGAUUAAACCAUUUCGGUUUUUUUUCUUCAAUGAUGGCAAUAACAGGCUCUUCAAGAAAAACCUUGUUUUUUUUUCUAGGAACGGAUGCAGCCUGCCCGUUCUAUUUGGUUUUCAGUAAACUUAUAAGAUUGAACUUAAGGCUACUAA
This is a messenger RNA of Zea mays, 2198 nucleotides long. RefSeq lists its product as uncharacterized. The record is from RefSeq and is a predicted model, not a curated record. Bases 74 to 1669 code for a protein of 531 amino acids. Gene Ontology annotation, cellular component: cytoplasm. The transcript has 9 exons. NCBI's taxonomy places the organism in Eukaryota, Viridiplantae, Streptophyta, Magnoliopsida, Poales, Poaceae.